GCAUAAAAGACUACCUUUAUUGGCUUUGUUUGACUAAACCCUAAAUAUCUGACAUUUUUGCAUUGGAGGUUUUUGGAGCUCUUACCCGAAAGGGAGAUUCUUAUUUUUCUGCAAUAAAAAAAGUUAGCUAAAUCAUGAAAAGAACAGGUAACUACUGUACUGUAUACAACAUCAAGAUAAGGAAAAUUAGGCUACUUUGCCCUACAUACACAAGGCUGGGUGUCAGCUUUCUUUCAACUAAAAACUCAUUUUUAAGUGUUUCUGAGAAACCCCAAAGGUCCCUCAAUCUGAUGCAAGCAUUCACCAAUUUUUAUGUACUUGGUCGAGCACCAAUUGUGGUCCGCUCAGUUAAAAACCUAAAAAUGGUCUGUUCAAGAAGUAGAAAGUAUGAUGAAGGCGAUCGGUAUUCUGAAUCUGUAAAAACUUACACUGGGGCUAGUUUUCGAUUAAAAGGGUUUCAGGCAAUUAACAAAAAAUGUAUCAACGUUUUACUUGCUAAGCUAAAUAUUGUUGCAGCUGAGGUUACCGGAGUAAUUGUCCUGCUAAGUUUGGCCAUUGUGUGCUUGGUUAAAAUUACAGUUCUUAAUAUGGAGGCCAUUAGCAGUUUUUAA
Molecule: messenger RNA, 611 nt
Organism: Mucor mucedo
Lineage: Eukaryota; Fungi; Mucoromycota; Mucoromycetes; Mucorales; Mucoraceae
Exons: 3
Coding region: 135-611 (158 amino acids)
Source: RefSeq, a predicted model, not a curated record